Naegleria lovaniensis is the source of this 960-nucleotide messenger RNA. RefSeq lists its product as uncharacterized. The transcript has 2 exons. The record is from RefSeq and is a predicted model, not a curated record. The coding region runs from base 1 to 960 and encodes 319 amino acids. NCBI's taxonomy places the organism in Eukaryota, Heterolobosea, Eutetramitea, Acrasida, Naegleriidae.
AUGAUGAUCAGCUUCACUCAGCGAAUAAUACCACUCGCAUUCAUUAUUCUUGUGGCUGUGGGAUUUGCUGCUGUCAUUUUCACUGGUAACCAUGAGAGCAGGAUGGUUGUUGUAAAAACCAGGUCUUCAGUGCCUUCUCUCGAUAUUUUCAACGAUUUGCUUCUCAGAAUUACCUAUCCUAUAAUCACCAAGACCUUUCCUCCCUUAUCCAUAGCUUGCUUUUCCGAAGACGCCAUCAUUUGCAAGGCUUUACAAAGCACUGGGAGAUGGGAAGUGUUUGAUCCUCAAGAAUACUUUCUUGCAAACUUGUUUACUUUCCAAAAACAACGAUACUUUAUGGAUUUUGGCUCGAAUAUAGGAUUAUUUGCUCUAAUGUUGGCAUCCAAAGGAAAUUGGAAAGGGAUUGCUGUGGAGCCUCUCUUUUCUUCUGUGGUUCAGUUCAACGUUUUAGCCAACAAACAAGAGGAACGAAUUCGGAUUGAAAAAGUGGCAUUGUCUGCAGAUGGAAUCGGUGCUAUCAAGAUGGUCUAUGGAGGUAGUAAUCCAGGUGGUUCCAAUGCACUUCCCGAUUCAGACAGCAGAGCAAGAAAUGUUCAAGUGCCUAAAACCACCAUCGAUAUGAUUGUAGAAAAGUAUGAACAAGAAGGAUUCAUUCCAAAAGGAGUAGAAUUUGACUAUGUCAAAAUGGAUAUUGAGGGUUUUGAAAUGAAAGCAUUGCAUGGUGCCACAAAAUUAUUGGCUCAACGAAGAGUUAAACUGUGGCAAAUUGAGCUCUCUGUCAACAUUAAUAGAGCAGGUGACGAUCCAAAAGAACUUGUUCGACUCUUGACCUCGCACGGCUACACCAUGUAUUGGGGUUCCGACAAAACACGACCUAUCACUCCAGAAACACUUGAAAUUAGCGGCUGGCAUGAUGCUUUUGCCUUUAGAAAUGACUUGCUUUCAUUGCAACAUUUUUGA